GGAGCCGCUCAGCCCCGGGAGCCGAGCGCCGAGCCCGCAGCCGGACAGCGACGCGCGCCGCGCCUCACGAAUGCGCCGCGCCCGGCGGCAGCAGCAGCCCCGCACCCAGCGCCGGGUGACCGCCGCGGGCAGCGCGGCCCUCGUAGCGCCCGCUCGGCCGCCCGCGGCUGCCGGACGCGGGGCCAGGCGGCAGCACCGGCGGGGCCUCCGCCAUUAACCCGGCCGAGCGUCGGCCGCAGCGGCGGAGCGGGAGGUCUGUCAGCCGCUCCUCGGCGGCUCCCACAGCGUAAACAUUACCAAAUGAGGAGAAAAGGAAGAUGCCAUCGAGUAUCGGCAGCAAGGCAUUCUUCUUCCCCAUGCAGUAUUAAGCACUCCCCAACACGAGAAACCUUGACAUAUGCUCAAGCUCAAAGGAUGGUUGAAAUAGAAAUUGAAGGUCGCCUGCAUAGGAUCAGUAUCUUUGAUCCUUUAGAAAUUAUAUUAGAAGAUGAUCUUACUGCCCAGGAGAUGAGUGAAUGCAACAGCAAUAAAGAAAAUAGUGAAAGACCACCAGUUUGUCUAAGAAGCAAACGCCAUAAAAAUAACAAAGUGAAAAAGAAAAAUGAAGCUCUUCCGAGCUCACAUGGUGUACCUGCUACAACAGCUCCGCUUCCAGAACCAAAAGUACGGAUUGUUGAAUACAGUCCCCCUUCGGCUCCUCGGAGACCUCCCAUUUACUACAAAUUCAUUGAGAAGUCAGCAGAAGAACUUGAUAAUGAAGUUGAGUAUGACAUGGAUGAAGAAGAUUAUGCGUGGUUAGAAUUGAUAAAUGAUAAGCGGAAAAGUGAUGGAGUGUCAGUUGUUUCCCAAAAUAUGUUUGAAUUCCUUAUGGAUAGGUUUGAAAAAGAGUCUUAUUGUGAGAACCAAAAACAGGGUGAUCAUCAGUCUUUAAUUGAUGAAGAUGCAGUGUGUUGUAUAUGCAUGGAUGGUGAAUGUCAGAAUAGCAAUGUGAUCCUGUUUUGUGAUAUGUGUAAUUUAGCAGUACAUCAGGAAUGCUAUGGGGUGCCAUAUAUACCCGAGGGCCAGUGGCUCUGCAGACACUGUUUGCAGUCCCGCUCUCGGCCUGUAGACUGUGUGCUGUGCCCAAACAAGGGAGGUGCCUUUAAAAAGACAGAUGAUGAUCGUUGGGGACACGUGGUGUGUGCUCUGUGGAUUCCAGAAGUUGGAUUUGCCAAUACGGUUUUUAUUGAGCCAAUUGAUGGUGUCAGGAACAUUCCCCCAGCCAGAUGGAAGUUAACAUGCUACCUCUGUAAACAGAAAGGUGUUGGUGCCUGCAUCCAGUGCCACAAAGCAAACUGCUAUACUGCAUUCCAUGUGACGUGUGCUCAAAAGGCUGGUCUAUAUAUGAAAAUGGAACCUGUGAAAGAACUAACUGGCAGUGGAACAACGUUCUCUGUGAAAAAGACUGCCUAUUGCGAUGUACAUACUCCACCAGGUUGCACACGGAGACCGCUCAAUAUUUAUGGAGAAGCUGAAAUCAAAAACGGUGUUUGUAGAAAGGAGGGAUCAGUCAGAACUGCUAGGUCUACAUCAAAAAUCAGGAAAAAGACAAAAAAAGCCAAGAAAGCAGUGGCUGAACCCUGUACAGUUAUGCCAACAGUAUCUGCUCCUUAUAUCCCCCCUCAGAGAUUAAAUAAGAUUAUGAAUCAGGUGGCCAUUCAGCGAAAGAAGCAUUUUGUUGAACGGGUGCACAGUUACUGGUUGCUUAAAAGACUGUCUAGGAAUGGUGUUCCACUCUUGAGAAGGCUGCAAUCCAGUUUACAGUCACAAAGAAACACACAACAGAGAGAAGAUGAUGAAGAAAUGCAAGCCUUAAAAGAAAAAUUGAAGUACUGGCAAAGGCUGCGCCAUGAUCUUGAAAGAGCACGUUUAUUGAUAGAACUUAUACGUAAGCGUGAAAAAUUAAAAAGAGAGCAGGUCAAGCUUGAGCAGGUUACUAUGGAACUUCAGCUUAUUCCAUUCACUGUACUUCUGCGAUCAGUUCUGGAUCAGCUGCAGGAAAAGGAUUCUGCUCGUAUAUUUGCUCAGCCAGUGAACCUUAAAGAGGUUCCAGACUAUUUGGAUCAUAUUAAACAUCCUAUGGAUUUCUCUACCAUGCGGAAACGGUUAGAAGCUCAAGGCUAUAAAAACCUCACUGAGUUUGAAGAAGACUUCAAUCUGAUCAUAGAUAACUGUAUGAAAUACAAUGCAAAAGAUACAAUAUUUUAUAGAGCUGCAGUGCGGUUAAGAGAUCAAGGAGGUGUAGUUCUCAGGCAAGCCAGGCGAGAUGCUGAAGGAAUUGGUUAUAACAAUGAAACUGGAAUGCACUUACCAGAACGGCCUAAACUUGAGUCACCACAGCCUUUCUCUUGGGAAGAUGUGGAUAGGUUACUGAAUCCUGCAAACAGAGCACAUAUGUCCCUGGAAGAACAGCUGAGAGAGCUGCUAGAAAAACUUGAUCUCACCUGUGCAAUGAAAUCCAGUGGGUCAAGGAGCAAAAGAGCAAAGCUGUUAAAGAAAGAAAUCAGCAUUAUUCGCAACAAACUCAGUCAGCAACACAGCCAAGCUCCUCAAAUAGAGUCAGGUAUUGGAAGUUUCGAGGAAGAAAGUGCAGCAUUAGAACAAGAUGGAGAAGAAGAAGGAGAUAAAUCUCCCCCUAAACUUGAACCAUCAGAUGCAUUACCUCUUCCUUCAAACUUGGAGACUAAUUCAGAACCACCAACCCUCAAACCAGUAGAACUCAAUCCAGAGCAGAGUAAGCUUUACAAAAGAGUAAAAUUUGAUAAUGAAUUAUAUAGCACUUCCAUUCAGAAAGAAAUAAAUGGACACACUCCAGAACACUUACUUGACAGUAAUCUCAAUGAGUCGACUGUUUCUGCUGUAGCUGAGUCAUCAACUGAUGUAAACAGACGUACUUCCAUUCUCUUCUGCAAAUCGAAAAGUAUAAGCCCCCAAAAGUCUGCAAAGAACACUGAAACCCAGCCAACUUCUCCACAGCUAGGGACCAAAACCUUUUUGUCUGUAGUCCUUCCAAGGUUGGAGACACUUCUGCACCCAAGGAAAAGAUCAAGGAGUGCAUGUGGAGAUUCUGAGGUUGAUGAUGAGUCCCCUGUAAAGCGCUUGGAUACAGGUCUAUCAAAUGGUUUUGGAGAUGAGAGCAAAGAGAGAGCAUUAGAUGAUACUCCAGGAAGAAAAGUUGAACCUCGUCGCCGCUGUGCAUCAGAAUCUAGUAUUUCAUCUAGUAACAGUCUCUUGUGUAACUCAAGUUUUAGUCUGCCGAAGUGUGGUAAAGGUAAACCUGCCCUGAUACGGAGACAUACACUGGAAGAUCGAAGUGAGUUGAUAUCAUGCAUUGAAAAUGGAAACUAUGCCAAAGCAGCAAGAAUUGCAGCUGAAGUUGGGCAUAGCAGUAUGUGGAUUUCAACUGAUGCUGCAACAUCUGUUCUUGAGCCUCUAAAAGUAGUAUGGGCCAAAUGCAGUGGAUAUCCCUCUUACCCAGCUCUGAUUAUAGACCCUAAGAUGCCUCGUGUUGCUGGCCAUCACAAUGGUGUUACUAUACCAGUGCCACCUCUAGAUGUACUGAAAAUUGGAGAACAAAUGCAGACCAAAUCAGAUGAGAAACUAUUCUUAGUACUAUUUUUUGACAACAAAAGAAGUUGGCAGUGGCUUCCCAAAUCCAAAAUGGUUCCCCUUGGGAUAGAUGAGACCAUAGACAAGUUAAAAAUGAUGGAAGGACGUAAUUCAAGCAUACGAAAAGCAGUAAGAAUUGCUUUUGAUCGUGCUAUGAAUCACCUGAGUCGGGUCCAUGGAGAGCCAGUCAGUGACUUCAGUGAUAUUGACUAACAGAGAUUUUCUAGCAAGGCAUGAAAAAUACCACAGAGACUUGAACUCUACUAAUGAACCUCUUUGUCUAAAAGAAUGUAUUGAAGAUACAACCCCUUAAUUGUUGAUUCAGUGGCUGAGUUCUGCAAACUUGAAAUAGUUGAGCAAUUCUUCUAAAUCACCAUUGCCAUAUUGAUUAAUUAUUUUAUUGUGCUGUAGAUUGGAGGAUUUUCCACUAAACCUGUUAAAAUGUCUUGUUCAUAGUGUUCAUAAUUGUACAUAAAUGUAUAUUCAACACUUAACUUAUUCUGAUUUUAGAAGUAGCUCCUUAAUUCCUUUUAUAAUUUUGUUGGGGAGGGAACUGGUUUUUGUUUUUUCCAUGCUUUAUACUUUUUUUUUUCUUUUUUUUUCUGAGGUUAAGUUACCUAAGCACCAUCUUUCAGCUUAAGGUGUUUAGUGGAUCGUAAAGCCUAAUAUCAAAAUGGCAUCAAAUAUAUGUUUGCCUAAAUCAUAUACAGUAUGGUGCUGCUUGUAUAAUUUCUUCCUUGGUCUGUAGCUUCUGAAAAAGACUUCUGAAUGUUUGUGUAAAUUGUUGCUCUUUGCACAAAGUACCACAUAUUUAAGAUUGAUGUAAAUUUACAAUUACAAAUAUGUAUUUUAAGAAAGGAAAUUGCAUUAUUUUGGAGGGUACUUUGUGAGAAAGACAUCAAUAAAAAUUAUACUAUGUACAUCACUUGCAAAUCACCAAAAACACUCCAUUGUUGCCCAAAAUGACUUAAGGUUGUUACUGUUUUAAACAAAUCUGGCUUAAAGCCUGGAAGCAUAUGAUUUCUUUCAAAACCAUAUCCCAUUUAUCUCCCAUCGGUUUAAUUUUUUUGAUGUGUGUGCCUCCCUGUGUUUUAUUUAUUGUAGAAAAUGUAUUAAUUUGCUUUAUAAUGAAAAAUAAAAUUGACAAAUAUAUUGAUAUGCAUUUUUAUACAGGCACAUGAGAAGACAACUUGCUUUGGGAGAAAAAUGUAUUGGAAAUUGUAUAAAAUAAGUCGAUGGUUUGUGUGUAAUUUGGUUUUUUGGUAACUUGUAAUCUUUUGUUUCCAAUGAGGGGAUUUAUGUAACUUUUAAUUUAGAACACUUUGGUAGCAAUAGAAACUUUGGAUACAUUUUUGUAUGGUACAUGUGAUGUAUAUAGAAUUAGUACUUUAUUUUUAUUUUUAAGAAGUAAAGCAUUAUGUUUGGGCAGGGGGAAGAAGGAGGGUGGGUUUCCAGAACUGCAUUUUUAUAUUAAAAAGAAAAAAAAUAAAGUCAAGAUAUUGAUUGUUGUAGCUACUUUAUUCCUACCUUCACUGAGAUACUGAAUUUGUAACAAUGAAAUGGCAAGGUAUGUUUGCAAUGUGAUUUAUAAUGGCUCCAUUAUUUAUAAAUGCACUGUGUUUGAACUCUUUUGCAGUGAUAUCGUAAAUACUGUACCAAGUUAUAUAAUAUGAAACACCAAAUAAUGCAUAUGAAUGCACGAAGUAUUUAUGCCCAGCUUUUUUAUAAAGGAUUAGCAAAUACAGCAAAACCAAUACUUUUUAAAUCUUUUUUUUAAAACUUCAUUGAAUAGCAUACUUCAUUGUUAAACCUGCUUGAAUCUUUAUUUUAAAGGGACAAUUACUUUUUAAAUAGUUUUUACUGUUUUUAUUCUCUAUUGUUUGUAAUACCCCCGUAGAAGCUUGAAAUAAAAUUUCUUUCUCAACUGUAA
Molecule: messenger RNA, 5578 nt
Organism: Lonchura striata (white-rumped munia)
Lineage: Eukaryota; Metazoa; Chordata; Aves; Passeriformes; Estrildidae
Gene: BRD1
Product: bromodomain containing 1
Biological process (GO): regulation of transcription by RNA polymerase II
Molecular function (GO): protein binding
Source: RefSeq, a predicted model, not a curated record